This is a messenger RNA of Dermacentor silvarum, 3441 nucleotides long. It is a transcript of the gene acj6, whose product is annotated as POU domain, class 4, transcription factor 3. The transcript has 6 exons. NCBI's taxonomy places the organism in Eukaryota, Metazoa, Arthropoda, Arachnida, Ixodida, Ixodidae. Bases 208 to 1530 code for a protein of 440 amino acids. Gene Ontology annotation, molecular function: DNA-binding transcription factor activity, RNA polymerase II-specific; RNA polymerase II cis-regulatory region sequence-specific DNA binding. Gene Ontology annotation, biological process: regulation of transcription by RNA polymerase II. The record is from RefSeq and is a predicted model, not a curated record.
UACCCAACCGUGCGCCCGGGGCUCGACUUUGGCUGCGAAAGCGGCGAAGAAUGCCGCGCAAGCGGCGCGAGUUAUGAGGUGGGCGGCGGCGGGGGCCGACUGAAGUGAUCGGCGCCGGAGAGGCGGCGAGGUUUUAGCGGUGCGCGGUGUGCGAGCACGGCCGCCACGACGAAGCACGAGGGCGGCUCGUCGCUCAACUGGGACUGCAUGGCAGCCAUCAUGAACGGCGGCAAGCAGCCGGCCUCGAUGCCGCUGCCGCCGCACCUGGGCUCGGCGGCGGCCGGCUCCUGCUUCUCGGGACGAUACUCGCCCACGUACCGAGCCGCGCCCCCGGACCCCAUGCGGGCCAGGCACUGCGCCAUGGCUGCCAACGCCGCUGCGGCGCCCGCGUCACGUGGUACGUCAACUUGGGAGAAAGCAACUGGCCUCUAUGGCCAGAAAUCUAAUGGAGAGUUCAUGGUUAAGACCGAAGCAGACUCAUGGACCUCUAGGAAACUUCAGCUAAUGGACGAUGCCAUGCCGGAAGCGGAAGCCCACAAUCGACGGUGGCGCUGCUUGGCAGCAGCGCCACGGUUUCACUACGCGGAUAUGUCCUCUGGGCCCGAAGACCCGGACAACCGAUAUCGGAUGCAGAACCUGGGUAACUUCUUUCCCGGCCUGGAAGAAGCCGGCCUGAUGGGCCGCGCCGAAGCGCUGGUGGACAUCAGCAAGCACUCUCCCCCAACGGGCGCCGCGGCAGGGCUACCCAUCCGGCAUGACAUGAUGUACCACGCGAUGGGGCCUCCCGGAGGACCAGGGGCACCCGGCGCACCUCCCACGUCGCGCCCGGGUCCGCCUCACCACCAGAUGGGACACCACCCUUCCACCAUGGACGGUAUGGAUCUUCUCGACCCGCUGUGCCCGUCGUCGCUGCCUGGCCCGCUGGGCGCCAUGCAGGGCCCUCCGUCCACGGACGCUGUGGGCCACCAGCUGCCGCCCCUGUACGGCAUGCACGCCGGCGGCGCCGGGGGCGGCUUCCCCGGGUCGGCCGUGCACGACGCCGACUCGGACCCGCGCGAGCUGGAGGCGUUCGCCGAGCGCUUCAAGCAGCGGCGCAUCAAGCUGGGCGUCACGCAGGCCGAUGUGGGCCGCGCGCUGGCCAACCUCAAACUGCCCGGCGUGGGAUCGCUCUCGCAGAGCACCAUCUGCCGCUUCGAGUCCCUGACGCUGUCGCACAACAACAUGGUGGCGCUCAAGCCCAUCCUGGGCGCGUGGCUCGAGGCGGCCGAAGCGCAGGCCAAGAACAAGCGCACCGACCCGGACCUCCCGGGCGUGCUGCCGGCGGGUGAGAAGAAGCGCAAGCGCACCUCGAUCGCGGCGCCCGAGAAGCGCUCGCUCGAGGCCUACUUCGCCGUGCAACCGCGGCCGUCGGGCGAGAAGAUCGCCGCCAUCGCUGAGAAGCUGGACCUCAAGAAGAACGUGGUGCGCGUCUGGUUCUGCAACCAGCGCCAGAAGCAGAAGCGGAUGAAGUACUCGGCGGUGCAGCACUAGCGGCUCCGGUACGAGGCCGCGCGGCUCUCCACGGACGUGCAGUGGUGUGACUCGGCCGCGCCGCCAGCCGCGUUGCGUUGCGCGCCCGCGCUGGAGGUGGCCUGCCUCGGGGGCCAAAUGGCAUCGGGCCAGCAGGAAUACUGUCAGCAGAAUCAAAACACGUUCUAAAAUGUAACCCGCGGUAAAGAUGAAACGCGAAGCAGUCGCUGGGGUGUCGGAUGCUAACGUUUGGGCCCGUGCAACAACUUGUUGCUUGGGGUUUUAACUGAGUACACAUCCCUUUCCUGUUAUCGGUCUCAUGCAGACUCUUCUUGACCCCUCUCGUGAUGAACGCGAAUAACUGAGCCCCGAUUCCUGGAAUACAGUUCCCACGAAAAAAAAACCUCAUGGCGUGAGCGUGCAAAAGUCUGUAUACGAUGGUGGAGCACCGAGCCUUGGUGCUGAUACUCUGACAACUAUUUAUUUACCGAAGAAGAUCGUUUAUAUUCUACAGGAACACAAUAUUCUCAGCCCAGAAAGUGAGAGGGCUCUUCGUUUCCUUACUAAGUAAUCUGGAAUCUUCUCUCUAAAUGAUCGAAAAGUAAGUACCUCUGAACCACGUGAAAUUACAUUAUUAGGCCAGCUCAUCUUGUCAGAAAACACCGCCCAGUCUCGCGUCUUUACUUGCGAUUGCCGACAGGUACGUCACCUUUUCAACUAAGGAAAUUUAAAGGUUACGGUGCGAAAUCGUUGUUCUGCGGCAGCCAUCUCCAGUUGCUCCGCGGCGAGCGACAGCCGAACAAAAAAGAAAAGACACGCAACGCCGGCAACUACGGGACUUCACGCAGUGAAUGACUGCAGCAUGUGUUCGUGACAGUGAAAUGGGACUUCUAGGCUGGAGCAACAGCGAUCAUACGGCGCGAAUACGUGCGCCUGCCUAGUCGAUCCAGCCGUGCACGGAGCUUUCUCUCAUCCUGUCGGCCGAAGCGUAUCCCGAGCCGUGAAUUUACAGCGCUUCUCCUUCCGCGCGGAGCGUCUCAGCAACGAGGCGGCGUUCGAGCGGUCGUUACCAGGAGCCGGCAGUGUGCUGUCGUGUGCGACUGACUCUGACCUGACGCGCCUCUGACGUCCUCGUGGCCCGACUUGGCUUCCCUGUCUGUCGUCCCAUUUCACGCGAAAGUUCAGUGUUGCGACUGUGUGUUUCUACGCGUUAUAUAUAAUUUAAUUUAUUAAAGACGGAGUGGCUUGUUCGCCAGCCUUCUGGCGCGGCAGGAUUACCGAAGGGCGAUAUUUGUCGGAAGCGCAGCGUACCAGCACUGUCUGCACAUGAGAGAGGAGGCCUCCGCAUGUCAGCGUGAGGUCACGUGUGUGAUGCGGGCAUAGAAUUGGGCUUCACAAAGCAGGUAAACUGCCGUGCUCCCAGCAACAAAUCGAACGCCGCUGCUUCAUGACGUCCCAGCUGUCUCAUCCUUACACCAAUCUGUAUUCGGCCAAAGACGUAAAAAUUAGGAGGUGUUCAAUCUCUUCUAGAGGGUACUGAGUAGCCUUCAAGAGGCUUGCUUCUUAAUACGGCUGAUUUCACGUCUCGCGAACCUCACCGAGGCGAUCAGAGGUAAUGACUUGGCAUUAUUCCUGGGUUUUUGGAGAGGCUUCAGUUUGACUUGCUCGGUGUGUAUUACGUACGGUAUCUGGAAAACUUACGCGUCCCAAAAUGUGUCUAAUGCAAACGUUUGUCAAAUCGUGUGAGGAAAUCAUACUUUCUCUCUUCAUUUCAUGGGAACGUGAAUAAAUACAUUCAUGCUGUCUGCCCAUGCUUUCGCAAUAAGAGCAUGGUGUGAUUGGGCAUUACACAUGGUGAAAGAAAAGCGUUGUUUUGGGUAAUGUUGCCUUAUACGUUUCUUAGCGCUAAGUGUUGCAGAAUAUUCUUGUUAU